AUGGACGACAAACAGACACUUCCCUACGACACUAAGAUCAACGUGGCUAAGGAAGACGUCGAACAAGUCGAGAACGGCGGCCACGAGCAAGACCUCCACGACGCGAAAUUCGAGAAGAGAGUCAUCCGCAAGAUCGACUGGCGGCUGCUGCCCAUCCUCGGCUGUCUCUACACUAUCGCUCUCGUCGACCGAUCUAAUGUCGCCGUUGCUCGUAUAUCCGGCAUGGAUGAAGACCUCGGGCUCGACCAGGGCAGCCGUGCUUCCAUCUGCUUGAUGGUCUUCUUCAUUGGCUAUAUCCUUUUCGAGAUCCCGAGCUGCGUCUAUCUCGUGUCGUCGUGGUAUGUCCGGUACGAGGUGCAAAAGCGGAUGGCAGGAUUCUUCCUGACCGCGUCUGCGCUGUCUGCUUUUGCGAACAUCCUCGCAUACGGUCUCAUCCAAAUCUCGAAUCAUCACCCCUAUAAAGGAUGGCGAUGGAUCUUCAUCAUCGAGGGUGCCAUCACGGUCGUCGCCGGCAUCGGCUCAUGGUUCAUUAUCGUCGACUUCCCCGACUCGGACUCCAACACGUUCCUCACGGCCGAAGAAAGAGCAUUCGUCAAAGCUAGACUCAUAGCCGACCGUGGCCCCGAAGAGCGAGAGAAAGUGACAAUGAAGGUAUUUCUCAAGACGGCUGCUGACUGGAAGCCAUGGGCCUUCUCGUUGAUGUACAUGGCUGGCGCUGUGGGAGUAUACGCUUUCCUGUUCUUCCUACCAAUCAUCCUUCGAGGCGGCCUUGGCUACUCGCUCGAGCUGUCCUUCAUUCUGAGCACGCCUCCGCAGCUCUUCUCUGUAGUCGAGGCCAUGUCUAUUUCAUGGCUCGCCGACAAGGUGAAGCUCCGAGGGCCAUUCAUUGUCUUCCAGGGCUUGAUCGGCAUUAUCGGGCUUUGCAUGACUGGCUUUAUUGACCAGCCCACUCCCAGAUAUAUUGGCACCUUUCUUGGAGUUGCCGGUGCGAACGGUCUUGUGGUGACAACGUUGGCUUGGCAAGCCAACAAUAUUGUGGGCGAUUCUCGACGAGCCAUUUCGACUGGUCGUCAGCAUCAGCGGUAUAGGUGGAAUCUACUCAAGCAUGGUAUUUCGUAA
Molecule: messenger RNA, 1119 nt
Organism: Scedosporium apiospermum
Lineage: Eukaryota; Fungi; Ascomycota; Sordariomycetes; Microascales; Microascaceae
Exons: 3
Coding region: 1-1119 (372 amino acids)
Biological process (GO): transmembrane transport
Cellular component (GO): membrane
Molecular function (GO): transmembrane transporter activity
Source: RefSeq, a predicted model, not a curated record